CCAUGUUUGAUUGAUUGAUUUUGAUGGUAUGACGUUGUCCUUGUUGCUAUGUCCAGAAUGGCAAAUGGCAACCGGCUGCCAAUUUUAAAUCAAUCCACAAAAUCUGUACGAAGAUUCUCACCCAUCCCUCCCAGUCCAGUCCUAAAACCCGCCUCUCGCGCCUCUCCCUGGCCCGUCUGUCUCCCCCUUCUCCUCCCUGUUGUCCAAGGCCAAGAAGAAGCCGAGAAGAGGAUGGAAUCAUCGUUAUCGGACGAGACCCUGUUCCGGAGGGCUCUCGUGAUCCUAUACGUGAUGUGCCCGCUCACCGUCCUCUCCCUCCGCUUCCUAGUCGCCCCCUACGGCCGCCACGCCCGCUCCGGGUGGGGUCCCGCCCUCCCCCCGGCCCUGGCCUGGGUCCUCAUGGAAAGCCCCACCCUGUGGCUCACCCUCCUCCUCCUCCCCCGCGGCCGCCACCGCUCCCACCCGUUCGCCCUCGCCAUCCUCGCCCUCUACCUCCUCCACUACAUCCAUCGCACCCUCAUCUACCCUCUCCGCCUCUCCAUCAACUCCAGGUCCAAGUCCGGCUUCCCCGUCGUCAUCGCCCUCUCCGCCUUCUCCUUCAACCUCCUCAACGCCUACCUCCAGGCCCGCUCCGCCUCCCACUAUGCCGAGUACCCGGCCGCCGCCGCCUUCGGGUUGUGGGUAUGGCUGCGGGUUCUGGUAGGGAUGGGGAUCUUCUUCUGGGGGAUGUCGGUGAACAUACGGUCGGAUCUGGCGCUGUUGAGGCUCAAGGCGGAAGGGGGAGGAUACAAGAUCCCGCGGGGCGGGUGGUUCGAGUGGGUGACCUGCCCCAACUACAUGGGGGAGGCGGCGGAGUGGCUGGGUUGGGCGGUGGUGGCCUGCUCUCCGGCGGCGCUGGCCUUUUUCCUCUACACUUGCUCCAACCUGGUGCCUAGGGCUAGGGCGCAUCACCAGUGGUACCUGGAGAAGUUCGGAGAGGACUACCCCAGGUCCAGGAAGGCCGUCGUGCCCCUCGUCUACUGAUGUACGCUGAAUCCAUUGUGGCCACUGGCUUCUAUAUGGGGUUAAUUCGAUUGAUUUUCUUAUUACAAUCCUUCCUAUCUUUCAUCUUGGAUUUAGCGAUGCAAUUUUGUCUGGCGUAAGGCAAAAACAUGAAUAAAAAAAAUCAUUCCCCUGCCAUUAUUGAUUA
Elaeis guineensis (African oil palm) is the source of this 1189-nucleotide messenger RNA. RefSeq names its product steroid 5-alpha-reductase DET2. NCBI's taxonomy places the organism in Eukaryota, Viridiplantae, Streptophyta, Magnoliopsida, Arecales, Arecaceae. The record is from RefSeq and is a predicted model, not a curated record. Gene Ontology annotation, molecular function: oxidoreductase activity, acting on the CH-CH group of donors. Gene Ontology annotation, biological process: brassinosteroid biosynthetic process.